CCCCUUCCGUCAAAUUAUCCCAUUACGUCUGACAUAAACAACCCAAAGUGCCGCUUCUGAUUGGCUGGCAGAAGGGUCACGUGGCCCGUGCGGCCGUCCGUCUAUUUGACAGCCGCAGGAUGGCUUGGUGCCAGAGGGGGAAAAAGAGACACAGAGAGGGGAGAGAAAGAAAAAUUAGUAUUCUCCUACCAGCUUCGCUAUAAAUCAAUCAUGGAGUCCUACGUGGUGAGCUGUAAAUAUGCUGAGCCGCAGUUCCCGCCUUGUGAAGAAGAUUACAGUAAUUUUAGUGACCAAGGGGGGUAUUAUAACAACCCUCAGGACAGUGGCAGUUAUGGAAGGGGCUUCCAACCCAUGCAGCCCCCUCCGCCUCCAUACACACCACAACAAACCGGUUAUCAACACUCAUUGCAGGGUCAGCACCGGGAGGAUGGCGAGGAGAUCUCGCAGCACCAGGAUGCGCCUUUCCCCGGAUUCAGAGAGACAGACGCCUCCAGGAAGGACAGGUUCCCUGUGGGUGACCUGCAGUGCCAGACCUGGAUGACCUGUGCGAAGCCCGUUCAGGUGCAGAGGAGAACGGCCUGCCAGAGCAAAGACAAGCCGCCUAUUGUUGUCUACCCGUGGAUGAAGAAAGUGCACAUCGCUCACGUUAAUCCAAACCACGUGGGACCAGAGCCAAAGCGGCUGCGGACGGCCUACACGCGCCAGCAGGUGCUGGAGCUCGAGAAAGAGUUCCACUUCAGCCGUUACCUCACGCGCCGCCGCCGCGUGGAGGUGGCCCACACGCUCUGCCUGUCCGAGCGCCAGGUAAAGGUGUGGUUCCAGAACCGGCGCAUGCGCUGGAAGAAGGACAACAAGCUGCCCAAUACCAAAGGAAGGAGCAAAAACAAGAGAGCAACGGACGACAACAACAACAACAACAGCAGCAGCAGCAACAACAACAGCGGCAGUGACAGCAGCGUCAGCAGCAGCAGCAGUAGUAGUAGCAGUAGCAGCAGCAGCAGCAGCAGUGUCCUGAAGGCGGUGAUAACUGUGUAAAAAAAGCCUGUUUGGCCGCUUGAGUCAGCCAUUUUAGCACCUUCACCCACCAAAACUGAUGUUGAAUUCAUUCAUCCAAGCUCACUGGUCCUGAAACAAUUCCUAACUGCUUUGAAAGCGUCCAUCCAUAGACCAGCAAAGGCUUUAAAACACGUCAGUGUAUUUUUGCCUCCGAUUUGUUUUAUUUUUCUACUGUACAGAUUUAAUUCAUUAAGAGAAAGUCGUUGGUUCUUUCACUUGAGUCUGCAAUUAAUGAUUAACCUAUUUUAUUAUCAGUUAUUUUUCCCCUCAGUUAAUCAAUUAACCCUUUAGUAUAUUGAAAGUCAGAAAACCAAAUUAUUAUUAAUACAGUCAAAUUAUUAUUAUGUUCCUGCUCGUAGUAAAUGAUUAAAGGAAGUUGUUAAUGGUCUGACAUUCCUGGUGCAAUUAAAUAAAGUGUUUCAAGUUUAGACACAAACAGCACACGGAGGCAUGGUGUCUAACCAAACUCUCUCCAUCUGCGGUGAAUGAAGGUAGAUUGUGUCUUUUGGAGAAAACAGGGUUUUAUUUCGACAGGGUAAAUAUAAUACAGGGUUGUUGUUUUUUGUUUUUUUUUUAAAUAAUAGAUACCUUAAAGAUAAAAUAGACUAACUUAUGAAUAUGCACAUUACCAAAAUGUUGUCUCCACAGAAGGCGAAAAGAAAUAACAAAAAAAUGACCAGAAACACCAAAAUGCUGACCUGCAGAUUGGUUGGACAAUAACGUUUUUAGCUUUUAUUUUGUACAUAUAGAGAAGCUUCGAGAACAAAGCAUUAAUUAGGACAAGUAGCCAUAUUCAGAUUUCUAUUUCCAUAAGGUAAACAAGUGUUUUAGGGGAGCAGUCACAUCUAUUUGUUCUAUAGAAUCGACUUAAACACAGCCAAAUUGGAUAUACAGGUUUAUUACAUGUACGAUAGUGACUGUAGGUCCGACAUAUGUUCUCAGGGUUACAGGGUUUUUAACAUGUACAACUUUCUGAAAUGUUCUAGUUUAAACCAGCACCGAGAGUUUGUUUUCUUCUUUAAUUAAAUCUCUUUGAAUAAGGGCAACGUUGCAUUUUCAAAGAGUGUGUUCUCUGUUUGAUUCCAGUUUAAUAUGCUAUUGAUUUGUAUUUUAGCUUAUACGCCAGUACUUACUUUUAUUUUUGUAUCAUUUAGAUACAUAUUUUAUUCCUGUAGCAAACAUCGUCUCUGUCCUUUUGUACGCGUUCGUUUUUUUGGAUAAAAAAAAAAUACAAAAAUGUUUGUGAAUAAAAAAAAGUUUAUAUGUGCAAAUGUUUUUAAUA
Molecule: messenger RNA, 2338 nt
Organism: Solea solea (common sole)
Lineage: Eukaryota; Metazoa; Chordata; Actinopteri; Pleuronectiformes; Soleidae
Product: homeobox protein Hox-D4b-like
Exons: 2
Coding region: 211-1035 (274 amino acids)
Biological process (GO): regulation of transcription by RNA polymerase II; embryonic skeletal system morphogenesis; anterior/posterior pattern specification
Cellular component (GO): nucleus
Molecular function (GO): DNA-binding transcription factor activity, RNA polymerase II-specific; RNA polymerase II cis-regulatory region sequence-specific DNA binding
Source: RefSeq, a predicted model, not a curated record